This is a messenger RNA of Trifolium pratense (red clover), 932 nucleotides long. RefSeq lists its product as uncharacterized. The coding region runs from base 117 to 674 and encodes 185 amino acids. The transcript has 3 exons. The record is from RefSeq and is a predicted model, not a curated record. Lineage: Eukaryota; Viridiplantae; Streptophyta; Magnoliopsida; Fabales; Fabaceae.
ACUCAGGAAUGCACCUUAUAGCUGCAAGGAAACGCCAUUGAACCAUAACUCAGUGAGAGAGAGAAAAAGAGAACACAGAUCCAACUACAUUCUCUCUUCAUCUUCAAUUCAAAUCCAUGGCUUCCAAAUUGUUGCUCAUCAUUGUUUUUGUUUUUGACUUGAUUGCUUUUGGUCUUGCUGUUGCUGCUGAACAAAGAAGAAGCACUGCUAAGAUUGUUCCAGACAGGGACCAAAAUUAUAAUUACUGUGUCUAUAACUCUGAUAUAGCAACCGGCUAUGGUGUUGGAGCAUUUCUAUUCCUCAUGGUUAGUCAAAUCGCCAUAAUGGUUGCAAGUCGAUGCUUCUGUUGUGGGAAGCCUCUAAAGCCUGGAGGCUCAAGAGCAUGUGCAGUUAUUCUUUUCAUAAUCUGCUGGGUGUUUUUCCUGAUAGCUGAGAUAUGUGUGUUGGCUGGAUCAGUUGAAAAUGCUUAUCACACAAAGUACAGAACACUCUUUGUGAAUGAUCCUCCUUCUUGUGAGACAGUAAGGAAGGGAGUUUUUGCUGCCGGUGCUGCUUUCAUUUUCUUCACUUCCAUCGUUUCAAAGUUCUACUAUAUCAACUACUCAAGCGCAAGGGAUAGUUUCCAACCACAUCUUGGAGGUGAGACUGGCGUCGGCAUGGGAACCUACAAAUAAAAUGAGCUUGUUUUUUAAUCAUUUCACAACCAAUUCAUUACCUUAGAAGUGACUAUAAUAUCUUGAACUCAAUGCAUUUCUUGUAUUUAAAGUUUAGCUUUUUUACUAGAAUCUAUAAGUUGUAAUUUUUGUUAUUUUUACAUGUUAUCUUUUUAAUUGAUGAUGAUUGAUUGGAUUCAUUACCUCUUACAUUUUUGGGGUGUUCUUUGUCAUAUAGAUAUAAAAUAUCAUUAUAUCAAUAAGAGAGAAUGUUUGUUG